GCACUGCAAGAAGCUGCUCUGGUAAAAUCCCACAGGGUUCUCUUCACUCGCGUCACGUCACGGUUGCUCACGCGCGCGGCGCGCCUAUAAAAAGACAUCCUGACCGCGAGUCAAGUAGAAGUGACAACAAACGAGCUGAUAAGUCACCCCUCCGCUAAUUUGUGACGCUCCCACGGGGUCAAAGCUAUGGAGAGCGGGGAGAUUCGCGGCUCGGAAAAGAAGCGCAGAAGACGCGGCUUCAUUCUGGCUGUGACCGCGGUGGCCCUUCUUGUGAUUAUCCUCGCUGUUGUGUUAGGAGUGACCCUAAGUCGGGGAAGAGAAGAGUUUAAAGACACGUUCAUGGAGAGAUGUCAGAAGUUCAAAGGGUAUAACUGCGAACACAUAUGGGAAUUAUUUCAGCAAGCCUACGUGAACCAAGAUCCUUGUGAAGUUCCCCCAAACGCCUACGAUUCCCUCAUUGCUGCAGCUCCUUUGGAAUCUUCAUGCAACAGACUGUUGUUCUGGAGCAAAACAAAGGACGUGGUCCAAGACUUCUCUAGGAAGAAGGACUGUUUUCAGACUGUGGAGGAAACCCUGCUAGGAUCAGUCCUGAACAGCUUGACCUGGUGUGGAAAGAAGGGCAGCAAUGAAACGCUUACCACUGACUGCCCUGGAUGGCUAGACUGUGAGAACAACCCUCCUCGCUCUUUCUGGAGAAGAGUCUCGACUGCGUUUGGAGAUGCUGCCUGUGGAAACGUCACCGCGAUGCUAAACGGUUCCAUCACAACUCCAUUCGAUACACAAAGUAUUUUUGGCAGCGUUGAGGUGAAGAGGUUUAAGUCUCCCAGGGUGAAAAACAUGAAUGUUGUUCUGGUCAUCCAGAAGAACUCUGUAACAAAUUGCACAAAUCCAUCUUUGCAAAACUUGGUGAUGGCGUUGGACAAAGGGAUCAGUUACAGCUGCUUGGAAGUGCUCAGGUCUCAAAUCGAGAAGUGUGGCUCUGACCCGGAGAAACCUUGUGGUGCCUGUUGGUGACACUGAAAAAACCAACAGAUGGAACUAUUUUAAACCAAUCUUAAUCUUUUAAUAUUUGUCAGUCAGUACAACACGGAUUAUGUCUUUUUAUUGUCAAGGUUGUAAUUAGGGAAUUGUUAUUAUUAUUAUUAUUAUUAUUAUUAUUAUUAUUAUUAUUAUUAUUAUAUGUCCUGUAGUGUUAAAUAAAAAGGCUGCUAUAUGUGUUCAAGUAAGGAGCAGUUGGUAAAUGCAUCCAACUGCUAUAUUUCUGAAUGAAAGUGAUAUAUUGUAGAAUAAAGGUCAUACGUGUCAGUAAAAGUGAAAUGGGUUCAUUUUCUAGAGGACUGUGUCAUGGCUGGUGACUUUUGAAAUGUCACUAGAUGUUUUUUUUUGUUUGAUUAUGAUAAAGACGGUGAUAAGGAGGUCUGGUUCUGUUCUGGGGACGGAUGUGGGAUCUAGAAAUUCUUUAUAAACUGAAGAACAUUACGGACGACCCACAGGAUCAACUUCAUGAAACUCCUAUGAAACAGCAUAUCUUCAGUCAUGAGACUUCAUCACAGCUGCUGUUAUACAGACUGCUACAGGAGAUCCUUCCUGCCCAGAGUCAUCUACAUCUACAAAAACUCUUUGAAGAUACUUGGAUAAUAUGAAUUAAAUCAGAAAUUGAUUUCCCUUUGGGGUUUGGAGUAUUUCUGACUUGAAUUGUUUUUGUUGUUCUAUUUGUGAGAUUUGUUCUUUAUCCUUUUACAGCCACCAGAGGUCCUCGUUUCGCUUGUUUUUGGGUCUAGCUCAGGUCAUUGCCUGAAUGUGUUGGGUUUCCUUUUUUAAAGAUAGAUUUAGGACUUUAUUUUGGAUUAUUCUUUUUCCUAAGAAUGUAAUGUUUCAGGUGUUUAGUAUAUCUAAAUUGCUCUAACGUAUGAGUGUGCUAUUUUAGUCCUUUCUGGUGACCUUCAGGUGUAACCUGCCUCUUGUCUGAUGGAGAUAAACUCUGGCCACUGAACAACCAAAUAAGAUGCCACAUCAAAAUAAAGUUGUAAAAACUACAAAAAUUAAAUCAACAUUUAUGAAAGAUUAUGUCAAAACGCGAUCUGUUUUGUAAACUACAAAAAAAAACGUGCAAUCCUUGCAUUAUUAUCCUGUUGCAGAAUUUCUAAGUGAACAUUUUAUUUUAAAAAAUUUAUUAUUUUGGCAACUUAUUUUUUUUUUAUGUCUCUUCUCUACUGGAAAACAAGCCAUUUAAAGGUGGGAUGUUCUCACAAUCUGUGAAAAAUAAAAAUGAAUAAAACCAGAAAA
Messenger RNA from Xiphophorus couchianus (Monterrey platyfish), 2286 nucleotides. RefSeq names its product ADP-ribosyl cyclase/cyclic ADP-ribose hydrolase 1-like. Gene Ontology annotation, molecular function: NAD+ nucleosidase activity, cyclic ADP-ribose generating; phosphorus-oxygen lyase activity. The record is from RefSeq and is a predicted model, not a curated record. NCBI's taxonomy places the organism in Eukaryota, Metazoa, Chordata, Actinopteri, Cyprinodontiformes, Poeciliidae. The transcript has 8 exons. Bases 187 to 1014 code for a protein of 275 amino acids. Gene Ontology annotation, biological process: positive regulation of B cell proliferation. Gene Ontology annotation, cellular component: plasma membrane.